Molecule: messenger RNA, 1693 nt
Organism: Megachile rotundata (alfalfa leafcutting bee)
Lineage: Eukaryota; Metazoa; Arthropoda; Insecta; Hymenoptera; Megachilidae
Source: RefSeq, a predicted model, not a curated record
AUGCAUUACCCUCUACACAUAACGGUGCUUUUCACGACGCUCUGGAUCCUUCGGGAUGACGCGUAUGCCGUAAAAACCGGAUUCAAUGCUGAGGUGCUGACGUCGUUCGCGAAGAACGUGGCGUCGAUCCUAUCAUCGACCUUGUUGGGCGAGUAUCAGGACCAAUCUGCGAACCAAUUAUCGUCGACUCUCCUGAAAAAAAUUCAGGAUGACCCGCCCUUGCUCAACACCGAGAACCUCAACGAUCCCAGUUCGGAAUCAUCGAAAUCUUCGAGUCGCCAGCUGCGGCACGCACGUUCAUCAAAGGAAGUAAGAGGGGCAUUCCAAGACGGUUAUGUAAUGCCGCACCCGUCAGGACACUCGAAAUAUUAUAAUGCGGAGUCGCACGAAUACGCGGUGAAUCCCGGUGCCAGGAUUUCGAACGAAGGGAAAUCGGCGAAGAACGUCAACGUGGACACCAAAGGAAAUUCCAUCGACGCCGACAUCAACGCAGCUUCCGUUUAUUAUUCCAAUCGCCACGAGCAUUCUCCUAGACUCAGAAUCACGAAUCCUGUACAUCCAUCGGUGAAUUCGAACCCUUACGGACAUCCCGCGUUUCAACCUCGUUAUCAUCAUUCGACGCCUCAGAGCAUCGAAGGCUCUGCGAGCGUGGACGGGAACGCUCAAGCAGCUAGAAUAACUCGGAGACCGUUCAAUCUGAAUUACCACGCUUAUGUUCAUCCUCAACACACGUUCGAUAGAGACCCAGGAUUCUAUCCGUAUGGGAGACCGAUCGAAGGGAACGGUCAACCUUCACCAUCAGCCAGUGGACAGGAUGAAAGUAACCCAUCUAGGCUGAUCGACGACCAGAAUCAAGGCCAGACGGCGUUAGGAGGAUACGACUACAGUCCACACUUCCACUACAAGCCACCUUACUAUGGUGGUUUCUAUCAUGGCUUCCCUGCUUUUCCGUUCGACCACCGCAACGCUUCCUUCGAUCACGGAAACGGCGAACAUCCAGGAGGUAAUGCCACGGGCGGUUUUGUACCGUACGGUCCGCCAAUUUUUCCCGAUUACAAAUUUAAUCCAUAUUUUCCUUAUCAUUCGACAUUUCCACCGUAUUUCAACGGACACAGAAGACCAGCUGAUCCACAAAAUCCUCCAGAUAAUGCGGAGAAUGGAGAGCAGAGUGUGUCUGCGGAGAAUGGACAGACUGAUGCGAAUGGGACCAUGGGACAUCGUCCUCCCUACGGAUUUGUACCGUAUGGUCCUUUCUAUGGGGACUUUUAUCUGCCAAAAUAUCCUCUGACGUUUCACGGUUAUCCCUAUCAUUUCCAUCAUGGCUUCCACAAUUUCCCUCCGUAUUUUAAACCUGGGCCUUACGUUCACUUUCCUUUGUUUCAUUCGUACCCGUACUUUGCUCCGUACUUUCGUCCUCAUUUUAAUGGCCGGGGACAUAUGAUGGCGGAUAAACCUAUGCAGGAUGCGAAGAUGACUGACAAUGCUGAAUCGCCACCUACGAACGAUCAGGCGGAAAUGAUAUCCGAGAGCAAAGCCGAUAUAGUUCGAUACGAGAAGUCUGCUUCGUCUUGGCCUUUCGGCAAAGACAUUAAGAAGAUAUCUGAUCGAGUUCAACUAGAAGAAACGUCUUAAUAUAGCGAUAUGAAUAAAAUUAGCGACUUGUAUUAGUUUUUGUAUUUAUUGUGGGAGAUUC